AGAGGUUUGACUGCAUGAGUGAUGCCGUCGUAUGGACUCUACUGUACGCUAUAGUCGACGCCCUAUUCAUACACUUGUUAUCACAUAUUCAGACACUUUUCGUGUAAUUGUUCGCAAUCACUAUAUUGUUGUCAAUUGUGUCAUCGCUUGACCACAUCUCCACUCAAUUACAGGUGAUUAUCACUUCAGUGACCAAUCAUUAGAUGCGUGCAGAUAAUGAUGACACGAAUUUGACAGCCGUUUGUGUGAUUUUACUUCUGGCGACAACUGAUCCAAUCGUUGAAUUGAUCGGCUUAUCAAUGCAGACAAUCAAAUGCGUUGUCGUCGGUGACGGUGCCGUCGGAAAGACAUGUCUACUCAUAUCGUACACAACAAACAAGUUUCCCUCUGAAUACGUGCCCACAGUUUUCGACAACUAUGCGGUCACUGUAAUGAUCGGAGGCGAGCCCUACACGUUAGGGCUGUUCGAUACGGCCGGUCAGGAGGACUACGACCGACUCCGACCACUGAGUUACCCGCAAACCGAUGUCUUUUUGGUGUGCUUUUCGGUGGUCUCGCCCUCCAGUUUCGAGAACGUCAAGGAAAAGUGGGUCCCAGAGAUUACACAUCACUGUCAGAAGACGCCAUUCCUCUUAGUGGGCACUCAAAUAGAUCUUCGCGACGACGCGGCGACUGUCGAGAAGUUAUCGAAAAACAAACAAAAGCCCAUCACUUCAGAAGCGGGCGAAAAGUUGGCCAAAGAGUUAAAAGCCGUUAAAUAUGUGGAGUGUUCGGCACUGACACAGAGAGGGCUCAAGAAUGUGUUCGAUGAGGCGAUUCUGGCGGCACUCGAACCGCCCGAACCUAAGAGGAAGAAGACGUGUCUUAUUCUGUAGACUAAUAACCCAACAGUUAAUCCUUUUUUCCACAAAUAGUUUUGUAAUGAAUAACUCUUCGAUCAGGAAUUGUGUUAAAUUGAAGUUCUGCUCAUUUCUAAACAAAUUCAGUGAAAUGUCACCAAUAAUUGAAUGAUAUUUCAAUUAUAUAUUCUUUUUUAUGUGAUUUAUAACGAAGUUUAUUAUCUCAUCGUAUUUACCACUCAUUAAACCCUUAAAAGGCCUCAAUUCGGGCGCAUUUUAUAAACAGUAUGUAAUGUUGUUGUGGUUUUUGUGGUUGUUUUGGUGCCAACGUUUGCGACUAUAAGUCAAACGCGAUUAUGGAUUAAGGAUUUCUGAAAGCACUGGAAUUACCGAAACAUAAAUCAAUUUUAUUUAGUAAAAGUCAAUUCAUAAUUACAAACGUAAGUUAUUUAAAUAAAGAUAAAUUUGACUAAACUAUCCUGAUA
Molecule: messenger RNA, 1324 nt
Organism: Oppiella nova
Lineage: Eukaryota; Metazoa; Arthropoda; Arachnida; Sarcoptiformes; Oppiidae
Source: the annotation of a GenBank genome assembly